AGGACACUCCCACUCCCCCACUGCCGCCGCUGCUCCCUCCUUUCUCCCUCCCUGCACCUGCAGUCUUGCUGCCGCCACCACCAUUGCCCUCUCUUCCCUCCCCUCUCCUCUCCUCUCGUCCCAACCCAUCCCCAUUGCUAGGGUUCCUCGCAGCUCCGCCCCUCGCUCCACGGCAUUGCCUCCACUUCCCCUCCUCCCCUGCUUGCACUGCACCGCACAACCCAAUCUCGCCGCAAUCCAUCCAUUCAUUCAUUCCUUCGUUCUCCAGCAAGGUCACCGUGGUGGUGGUGGUGGUGCAGUUGCUUGUUCUUAAUGCGCUAGAGCACCCGGCUUCACUGCUCGGUUGGAAGGAACUGAAAAGCUGGGAGGUUUUUAUGGUGAUGUGUGGUACUGUGGAGAUCAACUGAAAGGGACAAGUGGUGUGGCAAUAAGUGGCAGCUUGUUGUAAGAAGAGCCGUGUGAUAGAUACACUCCAUUCUCAGUCCAUUUUGCUGCAGGAAAUGCAUCAGGUGCUGUGUUCUUGAGGCCCAGCAGCUUCCGGUCUUUCUUUGGAGGACAGCGAUGGGGAUUCCUGGGAGUUUCUUGCUGCUGCUCCUGCUUGCUGUUGUCCCUGCAUUUGGCCAGCUACCUUCACAGGACAUUCUUGCGCUCCUUGCUUUCAAGAAGGGCAUCACCCACGACCCUGCCGGGUUCAUCACCGAUUCGUGGAACGACGAGUCGAUCGAUUUCAAUGGCUGCCCGGCUUCCUGGAAUGGCAUUGUGUGCAAUGGCGCCAACGUGGCCGGGGUUGUGCUUGAUGGCCAUGGCAUCUCAGGUGUCGCCGAUCUGUCCGUAUUCGUCAACCUGACGAUGCUUGUGAAGCUUUCUAUGGCCAAUAACAAUCUGUCCGGGAGCCUCCCGAGCAAUGUGGGUAGCCUGAAGAGCUUGAAGUUCAUGGACAUAUCAAACAAUCGGUUCUCGGGGCCAAUUCCUGAUAAUAUUGGCAGUCUCCGGAGCCUGCAGAACCUGUCACUUGCCAGGAACAACUUCUCUGGGCCACUGCCUGACUCCAUCGACGGGCUUGCGUCCCUUCAGUCACUGGAUGUGAGUGGAAACUCUCUGUCUGGUCCAUUGCCUACAUCUUUGAAAGGUCUCCGGAGCAUUGUUGCUCUGAACCUCUCAUACAAUGCCUUCACAAAGGGCAUCCCCUCUGGGCUUGGCCUUCUUGUGAAUCUCCAGUCUUUGGAUCUAAGCUGGAACCGUUUGGAAGGUGGUGUUGAUUGGAAAUUCUUGAUUGAGUCAACUGUUGCUCAUGUUGACUUCAGUGGGAACCUACUCACUAGUACCACUCCCAAAGAGCUCAAGUUCCUGGCAGAUAUUUCAGAGACAGUUCUAUAUCUGAACCUUAGCAACAAUAAAUUGACUGGAUCAUUGAUUGAUGGAGUUGAGCUCUCGACUUUUGGGAGACUGAAGGUGCUUGAUCUGAGCCAUAAUCAGUUGUCUGGAGACUUGCCAGGGUUCAAUUAUGUUUAUGAUCUUGAAGUUUUGCGACUUGCAAACAAUGCGUUCACGGGGUUUGUACCUAGUGGACUUCUGAAAGGGGAUUCUCUGGUGCUCAGUGAGCUGGAUCUGAGUGCAAAUAACCUGACUGGACACAUCAAUAUGAUCACAUCGACCACCUUGCAAGUAAUUAAUCUCUCCUCCAAUGCUCUAUUUGGGGAUCUUCCAAUGCUUGCUGGAAGCUGCACUGUGUUAGAUCUAUCAAAUAACAAAUUUAAAGGAAAUUUGUCGGUUAUCGCAAAAUGGAGCAAUGAUUUGGAGUAUGUCGACCUUAGCCAGAAUAAUCUAACUGGAACAAUUCCUGAUGUGAGCUCUCAAUUCCUUCGCUUGAACUACCUGAAUCUUUCCCAUAAUUCCCUAGCUGACACUAUCCCUGAAGCCGUUGUUCAGUACCCCAAACUCACUAUCCUUGAUCUCAGCUCCAAUCAGUUCAGAGGCCCUGUUCCUGCUGAUUUACUCACUUCGUCCAUGCUGCAAGAGCUCUACAUCCAGGACAAUAUGCUUAGUGGAGGCCUAUCAUUUCCAGGAUCCUCAUCGAAAAAUCUGAGUCUUCAGGUUCUUGAUAUUUCUGGAAACCACUUCAAUGGCAGUAUCCCUGAUGAUUUAUCCUCUUUAUCUAGCCUCCAAGCUCUUGACAUAUCUACGAACAAUUUCUCUGGUCCUUUGCCAGCUUCAAUCACCAAGCUUUCAGCGCUCACUGCUCUUGACAUAUCAAUAAACCAGUUCACUGGGCCCUUGCCUGAUGCCCUUCCAGAUACAUUGCAGUCAUUCAAUGCCUCUUAUAAUGACCUAUCUGGUGUUGUUCCGGUGAACUUACAGAAGUUUCCAGAAUCUUCCUUCCACCCAGGGAACUCAAGAUUAGAGUAUCCUGCUAGCUCUUCUGGGUCUGGGAGUUCCUCUGGUUCAGCCGGUGGCAGGUCAAUCAGUGCAGCAGCUAAAAUAGCACUUAUAGCAGCUAGUAUUGUUGCUCUUGUCAUCCUUAUCCUUGUUGCUAUUGUUUGCCAUUACAAGCAAAUAUCACGGCAGUUCCCUAGCUCAGAAAAGGUUUCUGACAAGAACCUCCACAAGGCUAGCAAAGACAUGGCCAGCACAAAAGGAAAGGAUGACAAAGGUGGUUUGGUGGUCUCAGCAGAUGAACUUGGUGCUCCUCGGAAGGGCUCUACAUCUGAAGCAUUAAGCCAAGAAGAGAAGUUGUCAGGUGUGGGAGGAUUUUCCCCAUCCAAAGGUAGUCGCUUCUCGUGGUCACCUGAUUCUGGAGAGGCAUACACCCAGGAAGGCCUGGCACGGUUGGAUGUCAGAUCACCUGACAGGCUAGCAGGGGAGUUGCACUUCCUAGAUGAAACAAUCACACUGACACCGGAGGAAUUGUCAAGGGCACCAGCUGAAGUACUUGGGAGGAGCAGCCAUGGGACUUCUUACAGAGCAACACUAGAGAAUGGUGUCUUCUUGACAGUGAAAUGGCUGAGGGAAGGUGUUGCAAGGCCCAAGAAAGAGUUUUCGAAGGAGGCCAAGAAGUUUGCAAAUAUCAGGCAUCCCAAUGUUGUUGGCUUGCGUGGUUACUACUGGGGUCCAACACCACAUGAAAAACUGAUCUUGUCUGAUUAUGUUUCGCCAGGAAGCCUUGCGAGCUUUUUGUAUGAUCGCCCUGGAAGGAGAGGUCCUCCACUGACCUGGGCUCAGCGGCUGAAGAUCGCAGUUGAUGUUGCGCGUGGCCUGAACUACCUCCAUUUUGAUCGAGCGAUGCCUCAUGGAAACCUCAAGGCCACCAACAUCUUGUUGGAUGGCCUUGACCUCAAUGCCCGUGUCGCCGACUACUGCCUGCACCGCCUGAUGACCCAGGCUGGCGUUGUUGAGCAGAUCCUAGACCUUGGUGUGCUUGGCUACCGUGCCCCAGAGUUGGCAGCGUCCAAGAAGCCAACUCCCUCGUUCAAGUCUGACGUCUAUGCCUUCGGUGUUGUGCUGCUGGAGCUCCUGACUGGCAGAUGCGCUGGGGAUGUUGUCUCAGGUUCUGAAGGUGGUGUUGACCUGACAGAUUGGGUCCGUCUGCGGGUGGCUGAAGGCCGGGGAUCAGAUUGCUUUGACCCAGCCAUGGCUUCAGAUUCUGAGAAUCAACAAUCUGUGAAAGGCAUGAAGGAUGUGCUAGGCAUUGCCUUGAGAUGCAUCCGGCCAGUCUCUGAGAGACCUGGGAUCAAGUCUGUGUAUGAGGAUCUUUCAUCAAUCUAGCUAGCUUCACUCUCUAGCCUUAGAUGGAUACUAUUCUCUUCUGUGUGUUGAGUGCAUUAUUUUGACUGAAAACUCUAGUUGCUGUAGCAAAUGCAAGUGUAUGGCUGGCCUCGCCUUGAUGCCUCCAAGUUCAUAU
Messenger RNA from Oryza brachyantha (malo sina), 3898 nucleotides. RefSeq names its product LRR receptor-like serine/threonine-protein kinase GHR1. Gene Ontology annotation, molecular function: ATP binding; protein kinase activity; protein binding. The transcript has 4 exons. NCBI's taxonomy places the organism in Eukaryota, Viridiplantae, Streptophyta, Magnoliopsida, Poales, Poaceae. The record is from RefSeq and is a predicted model, not a curated record. Gene Ontology annotation, biological process: protein phosphorylation. The coding region runs from base 562 to 3762 and encodes 1066 amino acids.